GCGGGGACGAUAUUGUCAAUGGAAACAUUAAAAUCAUUUAUGGACUUAUCUGGAGUUUGGUACAAAGGUACCAGAUUUCCGGAAAGAAAUCAAAAGCGCCACCUAAGAAAUUAAUGACAAUUUGGUUCCGAUCAUUACUUCCGGAAUUAGAUGUCACAAAUUUUACCACAGACUGGAACGACGGUGUAGCGUUACAUGCAUUGAUAGACCAUCUUAAACCAGGAGCGUCCCCGGACUGGAGAAAACUCAGCCGAAAUAACAGGAUUGAAAAUUGCCGACGAGCAAUGGUGAUAGCGAAAGAACAACUGAACGUACCACGUGUUAUUAGUCCUGAAGAUUUUGCAAAUCCAUCUCUCGAUGAAUUGUCCAGUAUGACUUACUUAUCAUAUUUUGUAAAGCACGAAUCCCCGGGCUACUAUCACACCCUUAACUGGGCAUGUAAACAGUUGAGGACCACAAAUAUAACUAAUCUAUCGACUGACUGGAACGAUGGUUAUUUUCUAUGUGCAAUAGUUCACUCCCUUGGUGGAAGUAUUCCAGGAUGGCCUAACCUGGAUAGGAAAAAUAAAGAAGAAAACUGCCAAAAAGGCAUUGAAGGUGCUAAAGAACUAGGAGUCGAACCUCUUAUAUCGGCCAAAGAGUUAACAGAUCCAAACAUAGACCACCUAAGCAUAAUGAGUUACCUUUCAAGGUUCGAGUCCGUCCAGCCAAGGAAGAGUAAUGCCGAAAAAUUACAAAUAAGAUUCAACUUUGACAACAUAAAAACAGGCACAACAGCUGAAUUUCAGCUAGUGAAAGCAGACGCUGGUGUAGACACCAGUAAAGUGACUGUUCAAUUAACAUGCGAAACAGGUGACGUCACUUGCAAUGUCGCAUGGUCAAAUAAAACAGCCACGUGCUCAUUUAUUCCUACAUGCACGGGUGACCAUAAGCUUUCAGUGAAAUAUGAUGGUACAUUGAUAGUGGGUUGUCCAAUAGAUUUUAUCACAAAAGGUGACCACACAAAAGUGAAACUAUUGACGCAGUCAUGCAAAAUGAAAAUGGGCGAGAUGUGUGACGUCAAAGUAGAUAUAUCGGGAAGUGGACUUGGUGACGUGUUUAUGGAAUCGACGUCACCGACGGGAGAGUUGCGAUAUCUCACUAGUGUCAAGAAAGGAAACAUUGUGUCUGCAACAAUACAGCCCAAGGAAGUCGGUAUAUGGGUUAUCCAUGUUUAUUUUGGCGAUGAUGAAGUCCAAGGAAGUCCGAUUAACUUGCGUGUAAAUGACCCACAAAAGGCGUGGCUAUCCGGUCCCGACGAAGCCAACGUCGGGGAAAUGGUUGCUUUUAAAGUUAACUGUAAAAGCGCGGGAGAAGGUGAGGUCAAGGUCGCGGUGUCUUGCGACCAUAUUGACGUACCUUAUGACAUAGUUCCGGAUGCAGACGAGAAGUCUAAUUACAUGGUGAUGUUCACACCUGAACAAUCUGGAACGUAUGAGAUUCAUGCCAAGUUUAAUGACCUUGAAAUGCGUGGCUCCCCAGGGCGUGUCAGUGUUCAAGACCCUAGCCAGAUAUCCGUGACGGGGGAGGGUGUGUCACGUGGUACGAAGGGUGAAGAGACCGCCUUCACCGUAAAUGCUAGUGGUGUUGGUGGAAACAUCAAAGUGCAAAUAUCAGUCAAUGGUACAGAAAUAGAAUGUAAAUGGAACCAAGUUAACCCGGAUGUGUACGAGUUCAAGUACCGGCCACCGUAUGCUGGCAUUUAUGACAUUAACGUAUUAUGGAACGGAAGAAGCGUACCUGGGAGCCCAUUCCACCCUCAGAUUACCGACCGCUCGAAGGUCUUUCUGAUGGAUGACCUUUCGGACUUAAAGGACGAAAAUGACCACCUGGCACUCGCGUGCGACUCCGAAACUGUCCUUAAUUUCAACACAGGAGAAGCUGGACCUGGAACGUUUACAGCAGAGGUGCUAUCACCCGAUGGCCGUUUACCGGUAAAUAUACGGAAACCGGACCCGGGUAAAGUACAGGUGGGAUUCACUGCCAAGGUUGAAGGUGACCAUUACAUUCAUCUCUACUGGUCGUCUGUACCAUUGGAUAAGUCUCCGAUCCUGGCCUAUUGUCCUGGUCCCGUCCUACCAGUGAACCAUGCGCACGUGCUCGUCACGGGAGAAGGUUGUCGCACAGCACGUGCAACGGUACCUACGGAGUUCAUGGUAGAUGGAAAGAAGGCUGGUCCAGGCAUUCCACGUGUACGGAUGACGGGCGUCAAGACGGAUGUUGACGUUGAAAUGCGGGCGAUGAAAUACGACCGCUACAAGUGUAAAUACGCAGCCCCCUAUCCUGGCGGGUAUCUCCUUCACGUGGAAUGGUCGGGCUUUCAAGUACCCGGAUCUCCUUUUAAGGUCAAUAUUACUACGAAAGGUCACAGUGACAAGGUGAAAGUUGAGGGUCCGGGUCUAAGGGGCGGGUAUGUUGGUCAGGAGUUACGGGCCGUAGUGGACACAUCCGAAGCAGGAAACGGGGAAGUGCUUGCCGACUGUCAAGGGUUAAGGCACAACGCACGCUGUGAUCUAAUUGACCACCGUAACGGAAAAUAUACGUUACGUAUGUUCCCGACGGAGGCGUGUCGGCAUAAACUGGUGAUUAAAUAUGACGGUGAAAGUGUUCCAGGAAGUCCAUUCACUAUACCGAUCGGUGAACCGCCAGAUCCGAGGAAAGUUCGGGUGUUCGGUCCAGGCAUCGAACCUGGUGUGAUACAGAGGUUUGAGAGUAAAUUUAUCGUAGAAACAUUCGGAGCUGGGGCCGGUCAACUGUCUGUACGGAUCCGAGGACCUCGAGGUGCAUUCCGUGUAGACAUGAAAAGAGACCGCGAGGACGAAAGAACAAUAACUUGCCGGUACGAUCCCGAGGAGCCGGGCGAGUAUAUCAUCAUGGUGAAAUGGUCUGGUGUGCACGUGCCUGGAAGUCCAUUCAAGGUGCCCGUGUUCGAGUCUCUAGAGGCUCUGUACAAGCAUGUUAAACAAACUAAACAAGUGGAGCUGAUAGCUGAUUACCAAUGGAAAGAAGAAAUUUAGUGAUAUACGUCCUAAAUUUCAAAGCCACAUUAUGCCUCAGAAACGAA
Messenger RNA from Ruditapes philippinarum (Manila clam), 3103 nucleotides. RefSeq names its product filamin-B-like. Gene Ontology annotation, molecular function: actin filament binding. NCBI's taxonomy places the organism in Eukaryota, Metazoa, Mollusca, Bivalvia, Venerida, Veneridae. The transcript is spliced from 20 exons. The annotation marks the transcript as partial. The record is from RefSeq and is a predicted model, not a curated record. Gene Ontology annotation, biological process: actin cytoskeleton organization.